Messenger RNA from Perca fluviatilis (European perch), 2435 nucleotides. RefSeq names its product nuclear factor 7, brain-like. Gene Ontology annotation, molecular function: protein binding; zinc ion binding. The record is from RefSeq and is a predicted model, not a curated record. The coding region runs from base 488 to 1882 and encodes 464 amino acids. NCBI's taxonomy places the organism in Eukaryota, Metazoa, Chordata, Actinopteri, Perciformes, Percidae. The transcript is spliced from 2 exons.
GACACACACACGCACAGACACACACACACACACACACACACACACACACUCUCAGCAGGUCAAACAGAGGAGUCUUUGUGUUGCUGUAGGCCUCAAUCUGUAAAUGAAGCGACACACACUGAACAAACACUCCCACAAGUCCAUAAAGAGAGGCCGUCGUUUACCCAGCAUCCUCUCUGUCUAUCUCUUCAUGUGAUCUCUCUCUGUUCACCUGCAAUAUUCAGGAAAUGAAGCUUUUAUUUUGAUGUGAACAGAUAAAACCACCCGCAUCAGGAGAUAAUGCAGUUUAUCUUCAAUCAGCGCCAUGGGUCUGCGGUCUUCCCAAUCCGGUUUUCAACCCUCGCCACUCCUGCUGGUAGUCAUGUUUAUAUCUAAACAAAGCGCCGUCCUUUACCUUACUUCAUCUGAGACAAACCAGGAAACCAGUUAGUUCCUGUUGAGUUGUCAGGGAGAAGAGACGCACCGACAGACAGACAGACGAGACAAAAUGGCUUCCAUGUCAGAGGAGGAUUUCUGCUGUUCGGUCUGUCAUGAAGUCUUUAGAGAUCCUGUUCUUCUGUCAUGUAGCCACAGCUUCUGUAAAGACUGUCUGCAGAGCUGGUGGGCAAAGAAACCAACACAGGAGUGUCCAGUUUGUAAAAGAAGAUCUUUUUAUGAACCGGCUUGUAACCUGGAGUUAAAGAAGCUGUGUGAGAGUUUCUUACAGCAGAGAGAUCAGAGAGCUUCAGAGGCUCUCUGCAGUCUGCACUCUGAGAAACUCAAACUCUUCUGUCUGGACCAUCAGCAGCCAGUGUGUGUCGUCUGCAGAGAUUCAGAAAAACACACCAACCACAGAUUCAGACCCAUCGAUGAAGCUGCACGACAACACAAGAAGAAACUCCAGGAAACUCUGGAGCCCUUAAAGAAGAAGUUAAAGGUUUUUGAACAAGUUAAAGUGAAGUUUGAUCAAACAGCAGAACACCUGAAGGUCCAGGCCCGACGCACAGAGACGCAGAUUAAGGAUCAAUUUAAGAAGCUUCACCAGUUUCUAGAAGAGGAAGAGGAGGCCAGGAUGGCUGCACUGAGGGAGGAAGAGGAGCAGAAGAGUCAGAGGAUGAAGGAGAAGAUGGAGGCUCUGAGCAGAGACAUAGCAGCUCUUUCAGACACAGUCAGAGCCACAGAGGAGCAGCUGAGAGCUGAAGACAUCUCAUUCCUGAUCAACUACAAGGCUGCAGUGGAAAGAGUCCAGCAGCGCCCCCUGCUGGAUGAUCCACAGCUGCUCUCAGGAGCUCUGAUAGACGAGGCCAAACACCUGGGCAACCUGAGCUUCAACAUCUGGAACAAGAUGAAGGACUUGGUCUCCUUCACUCCUCUGGUUCUGGAUCCAAACACUGCUCAACCAAGACUCAUCCUGUCUGAAGAUCUGACCAGUGUGAGACUAGGAGACAGGCAGAAGCUUCCUGAUAAUCCCGAGAGGGUUGAUUUACUCUUCUCCCUCUCUGUCCUGGGCUCUGAGGGCUUUAACUCAGGGACUCACAGCUGGGAUGUCGAGGUUGGAGACAAUACAGACUGGGAACUGGGUGUGUUAGCAGAGUCUGUCCAGAGGAAGGGACUCAUACAGUCUGGAAUAUGGAUAAUAUUGUUCUCUGAAGGUAAAUACUCAGCAGUGUCUCCAUCAGCUCCAGACACUGAUCUCCCAUUUAAUAAGCAGCUCCAGAGGAUCAGAGUGACUCUGGACUGGAACAGAGGAAAGCUGUCGUUCUCUGAUCCUGAUACUAACACACACAUACACACCUUCACACACACUUUCACUGAGAGGCUGUUUCCAUACUUUAGCAUAGGAGAAGCAGUCCCACUGAAGAUAUCACCACUGAAGGUCUGUGUGACAAAACAACAGGUCUGAUAGUCUUUAGUUUGAAGGGGGUGAUAAUAAUAGUAAACAACUGUUCACUUUGUAAGUUAAUAUCUGUCCAUCUAUCUAUGUAGAUGUAUACAUGUACGAGCAAAUCUUCUGAAAUAAAUGCUCAAAUACUGUAAGUCCAAACUUUAUAUUUGCAGCAGCAAACAGUAACGGGAAACAGCAGUUUUCUCCCUAAUUUUAUUUAAAGUCAAAAAUGGGGGUUUUCUCCUUGUUCUUAUAUUUUAAUUAAUGUUGCGCUUCACUGUGUAGAAUAAUGUUCGUGCAGACUUUGACACUGGAAGGCUGUUUGUAUGACACACACACACACACACACACACACUCUAGAAGGCUGUUUUGUCAUCCAGUGAUCAAAGUGUAAAGUUUCUAAAGAGGCGGGGCUACAAGUGAGAUUUGUGACAUCACAAAUAGAUGGAAGCCAAUACUGGUCCAAUAUUCAGUUUACACAAAUUCGCUUCACACGCACAGUGUGAAGCGCCUGGUGCAGGUGUGUUUAGGGCGUGUCCAAAUCCACUUUUGCUAGUUGACGGCGAAUAAA